Erigeron canadensis is the source of this 623-nucleotide messenger RNA. RefSeq names its product 60S ribosomal protein L14-2-like. Gene Ontology annotation, biological process: translation; ribosomal large subunit biogenesis. Gene Ontology annotation, molecular function: RNA binding; structural constituent of ribosome. The record is from RefSeq and is a predicted model, not a curated record. Bases 109 to 513 code for a protein of 134 amino acids. NCBI's taxonomy places the organism in Eukaryota, Viridiplantae, Streptophyta, Magnoliopsida, Asterales, Asteraceae. Gene Ontology annotation, cellular component: cytosolic large ribosomal subunit; ribosome. The transcript is spliced from 5 exons.
GGGCCAAUAACAGCCCUUUAUUAUAUAAACCCUUUCUCCUACUCAAACCCUAAGCUUUCCUUCAUCUUCAUCGCUACCGCCUGACAUUUUUCAUCAGAGAUCUCCAAAAUGCCGUUCAAAAGAUAUGUUGAGAUAGGAAGAAUUGCUCUGGUCAACUAUGGCAAAGAUUAUGGAAAGCUUGUUGUCAUUGUUGAUGUUAUUGAUCAAAAUAGGGCAUUGGUUGAUUGGCCUGACAUGGUAAGGAGUCAAAUGAACUUCAAAAGACUCACCCUUACUGACAUCAAGAUUGACAUUAAAAGAGUUCCAAACAAGAAGACCCUCAUUGCUGCUUUGGAAGCUGCGGAUGUCAAGAAUAAGUGGGAGAGCAGUUCAUGGGGAAGAAAGCUUAUUGUUCAGAAGAAGAGAGCCUCACUUAAUGACUUCGAUAGGUUCAAGAUUAUGUUGGCCAAGAUAAAGAAAGCCGGAGUUGUAAAGCAAGAACUAGCUAAGCUUAAGAAGGAGACCACAGCAUGAUAUGGUCAAGUUAUCAAGAUUUUGGUUUAGUUUAUUUGAAUGUUGAUGAACUAUCUGUUGCUUUUGCUUUCGAGUACAAUGAGAUUAUUAAAUGGAAUUUUGUUUCAUUA